Paramecium pentaurelia is the source of this 734-nucleotide messenger RNA. The record is from the annotation of a GenBank genome assembly. NCBI's taxonomy places the organism in Eukaryota, Ciliophora, Oligohymenophorea, Peniculida, Parameciidae.
UAUUAUGUACAAAAAUAAUCCAAUAAAAAUUAGAAAACCUGCUCCAAAUUUUAGUGGAGAAGCUUAUUACAAAGAUGGAUUCAAAAAAGUUAAUUGAAUUCAUAUAUGUUAGAUUUCAUUAAAAGAUUUUAAAGGCAAAUAUCUAAUAAUGUUUUUUUAUCCAUUUGAUUUUACUUUUGUCUGUCCUACAGAAAUCAUUGCUUUUUCUGACAGAGUUGAAGUAAUUGUUUUGAUCUUAAUUCUUAAUAGGAAUUCAGAAAGAUUGGAUGUGAGGUGGUGGGAAUAUCUACAGAUUCCCAUUUCUCACAUAUGAAAUAUUGUUAAACUCCAAGAAAUCAAGGUGGAGUAGGAAAGCUCAAUAUUAUGUUAAUAUCUGAUAUUGGAAAAGUUAGAAUAGAUUCUAAUAAUAAUAGAACAUUUCAACUAGUUAUGGAUGCUUGAUAGACGAUGAGAAUGAUGAAGAAUAUGGAGCAUCGUUUAGAGGAACCUACAUUAUUGAUAGUAAAGGAAUUUUGAGACAUUAUUCAGUUAAUGAUACUUCAGUUGGAAGAAAUAUUGAUGAAUAUUUAAGGUAAAUUUAAGAAUAUUAAUAAAGAUUGAUUGAAGCAUUUAUUUAUACUGAUACACAUGAUGAAGUUUGUUAAGAAUCUUGGAAGCCAGGAGAAUAGGGAAUUAAGGUUGGUAAAUAGAGAAUUACGAAAUCAAAUUCUUCAGCUUGUUGUAUUAUGAUUUGA